Messenger RNA from Microdochium trichocladiopsis, 610 nucleotides. RefSeq lists its product as uncharacterized. The record is from RefSeq and is a predicted model, not a curated record. Lineage: Eukaryota; Fungi; Ascomycota; Sordariomycetes; Xylariales; Microdochiaceae. The coding region runs from base 237 to 551 and encodes 104 amino acids. The transcript has a single exon.
GCAAUGAAGUUGUGUCGAACGUAUUGCGUCACGGGCCUUGCUACUCACGAUGUCGUGAUGGCGGCGGGGAUACGGCCCGUGCUGCCAGAUGUGUAGUCAGAUAAGAACUUCUCAGCCACGGAGGGAAGCUGGAUUGGGAGCACAUUGAUAGAUAGCGCCGUGACAUCUCAGUAGCACAAGGCCCUUCCAGCUUAAGCUAAAGCCAUGGUUUAUAAGCCAAUGAUGUGAGCUGCCGCAUGACCUCGUCACCUUCCCUGAUGCUAAAACUGAGUCUGGAAGAAGAGCAUGCCGGCCAGAACCCAGCUGUUGGUACACGUGCUCAGCCUGCUCAAGGGGAAGUCUUCACCGCCACAUGUAGUGGGAGCGUGAAGGCAAUCACAAGGCAACCAAUUCUUUGUCCACAAAUGGGCUUGCGGCCGGGACAGCAGGUUGAAACGGAGCACGACAUGCAGGUCAGAGCAGUUUCUCCUAGGGGAGUCGACCCGGUGGGUGGCACAAGCUCACUUCCCCUUCUCGCUGCAUUGGCGAUAACCCAGCGUCUGCAGGGUUGAUGGGGCGCUCCUUGGGUCAAGUGCGAUACAGGGACCCAAACAUCAUGCACGUUGCUGCA